Molecule: messenger RNA, 1975 nt
Organism: Capra hircus (goat)
Lineage: Eukaryota; Metazoa; Chordata; Mammalia; Artiodactyla; Bovidae
Gene: ACKR3
Product: atypical chemokine receptor 3
Exons: 2
Coding region: 137-1225 (362 amino acids)
Biological process (GO): chemotaxis; G protein-coupled receptor signaling pathway; angiogenesis
Cellular component (GO): membrane
Molecular function (GO): G protein-coupled receptor activity; coreceptor activity; chemokine binding
Source: RefSeq, a predicted model, not a curated record
AUAUAACGCGAGUCUGAAGCCCCAGAAAGCUCACACUUCUCCGAACUGCUCAGCCCUAAGGCACCGAGCGCCGGAACCCAGAAGGCAAGCCGCAGGAGCCCAGCGCCCAGGCCGUUGGACCGCUGCCCUCGACACCAUGGAUCUGCAUCUCUUGGACUACUCGGAGCCGGGGAACUUCUCCGACAUCAGCUGGCCCUGCAAUGGCAGCGACUGCAUCGCGGUGGACACCCUGCAGUGCGGCCACGUCCCCAACAAGAGCGUCCUGCUGUACACGCUGUCCUUUGUGUACAUCUUCAUCUUCGUGAUCGGCAUGAUCGCCAACUCCGUGGUGGUCUGGGUGAACAUCCAGGCCAAGACCACGGGCUACGACACCCACUGCUACAUCUUGAACCUGGCCAUCGCCGACCUGUGGGUGGUGGUCACCAUCCCCGUCUGGGUGGUCAGCCUCGUGCAGCACAACCAGUGGCCCAUGGGCGAGCUCACAUGCAAGGUCACCCACCUCAUCUUCUCCAUCAACCUCUUUGGCAGCAUCUUCUUCCUCACCUGCAUGAGCGUGGACCGCUACCUGUCCGUCGCCUACUUCGCCAGCACCUCCGGCCGCAAGAAGAGGCUGGUGCGCCGCGCCGUGUGCGUCCUGGUGUGGCUGCUGGCCUUCGGCGUGUCCCUGCCCGACACCUACUACCUGAAGACCGUGACGUCCGCCUCCAACAACGAGACCUACUGCCGGGCCUUCUACCCCGAGCACAGCGUCAAGGAGUGGCUCAUCAGCAUGGAGCUGGUCUCCGUGGUGCUGGGCUUCGCCAUCCCUUUCUCCGUCAUCGCUGUCUUCUACUUCCUGCUGGCCCGCGCCAUCGCCGCCUCCAGCGACCAGGAGAAGCAGAGCAGCCGGAAGACCAUCCUCUCCUACGUGGUGGUCUUCCUGGUGUGCUGGCUGCCUUACCACCUGGUGGUGCUGCUCGACAUCUUCUCCGUCCUGCACUACAUCCCCUUCACCUGCCAGCUGGAGGCCUUCCUCUUCACGGCGCUGCACGUCACGCAGUGCCUGUCGCUGGUGCACUGCUGUGUCAACCCCGUGCUCUACAGCUUCAUCAACCGCAACUACCGGUACGAGCUGAUGAAGGCCUUCAUCUUCAAGUACUCGGCCAAAACGGGCCUCACCAAGCUCAUCGACGCCUCCCGCGUGUCGGAGACGGAGUACUCCGCUUUGGAGCAGAAUGCCAAGUGAUGGCUUCCCGUGCGGCCUCUGGACCUGUGCGCGGGGCUCCCCCGGGGGGACCCGCCGGGCCGCCUGGUUUUCCGGAGGAAAGCCGAGUGGCUUCGGGCUUGGUGACCCUCGUUGGCGCGGAGAGGGCCAGCCUGCGUCCCUCUGGCUCCUUUCUCGCUCUCGGCCCAGCGGGGCCCUCGAGGGGCCCCUGUGACAAGCCCCCGCCGCUCGUCACACCAGCUUCGGGUCAGGCUUGCCUGCACUUCUGUAACAUAAGACUUUCCUGUGCUGCCUGAAGGUUUUAUAAUGGGGAUUUGUAUUUAAAUCUUAAGACUAUUUUUCUCACUCUCGAUGUACCCUCUCAAUGUAUUUGAAAGUUAAUAUUUUAAAUAUCGUAUGGGAGGAUCCAUGCUGACAUGUACUCAGUGUCGUAGUUCUGAGGUUAGCUUGACUUCCGUUUUGACUAAGGAUGACAUUAAUUGUUAGCUGUUUUGAAAGCCUCUUGCUAUAUAAAUAUAUAUAUAUAUAAAUCAAUAUAUAUGCCAGUCUUGGCUGAAAUGUUUUAUUUACGAUAGUUUUAUAUCUGUUUGGUGCUUUGGGCCGGUCUGGGAUACGGAACAAAAACUGCUCUAUAAUGCAGUUUGUGACAUUAAUAUUAUUGUAAAGUGACAUUAAAAAUAAAUGCGGUGACACUAUCCCAGUCUGUAACACGGCACACAAAACAAACCCUUGUAUUCCAGAGAGUUCUUUCCAUUUGUAAGUUAUUUUUUU